AUGGAUAUGAGAAAUGACUAUGGUUAUAGGAUGCCCCAGUUCCAGGGCCUUCUGCCUCCCCCUGGGAGCUUGGGGCUUCACCUCCCUCCAGAUGUACAGGCUGAGACCACUGAAGAGGACAGUGUCUUGCCGAUGCAUACCCUCUUGGUAGCAACAAAGGACCUCCUGGCUAUGGACCCAACAGUUGCCAACUGGCCUAAAAAAAGCAAGACCAAUAUUAUUAAGGCUAUUACUAAAACAACACUUGCCAAUGUGAUUACCAUCAACAAGCCUAGAAUACCUUUGCAGGUUUUAAAACUGCCAAUCAUCCCACAGAUCAAUCAGGCUUCAGCUACCACAGAGGCAGCCAAUAUUCAGGCUGCUUCAGUCACUGCUCAGCCUAAGAAAGCCAACAAGACAAAAAGAAUUACUGCUAAGGCAGCCAAAGGCCCCCUAUCUCCAGCUGGCAGUGAUGUCACUACACAGAUCAAGUCACUCUUGCAGGCCCUAAACCUACCAGUCAUGCCACAAUUCCAGGCUCCACUUGCCAGUGAGUUAGCCAAUUCCCAGGCCUUAGUAGCCUAUAAGCCUAAGAAAGCUUUCAAGGCUAAGAAGGCUGCUAAUUAGACCGUAUAUAGUACCAACGAGAUCUCUAUGGCUUCAAACACCACCCGCACACCUACCACCCAAGGCCAAAUUACCAAUGAGACAACCAGUAUCCAGGCCACAGAAGCCUCCAUUCAAACUAAGAAAGCCUCCAAAGACAAGAGGGCAACUAUUUACGGCACAAAGGCUGACACUAAGAUUCUAGAGCCCCCGAAUACCACUGAGAGAAUUAUCAGGCAGAUUGAGCCCUCAACAGCAGCUAUCUGGCCCAAAAAAUUCAAAGGCAAGAAGGCUGCCAAUAAGGGCAUACAUUUUUCCUAAGAGAUUUCUGAAGCCCCACCUGCCAUUCAAAUAGUCACAAACCAAGCCCUAGCAGCCACCCUCCAGGUCAAGAGAGGGUCCAGGGUUUAGAAGGCUUCCACUAAGGCCUGGGUAGCUGAAAGCCACACUUAAAUUGUUGACCAAGGAGCCCAGGCUAAGAUGGCCAGCUCUCAGACCAACAUAAGUGCCCUUGAGACUCAGGUUGCUGCUACUGUCCAGGCCUUGGCCGAUGACUACCUGGCUCAGUUGAGUCUGGAGCCCACAACCAGGACCCGGGGCAAGAGGAACCGAAAGUUCAAAUAUCUGAAUGGGGAUGAGAGAGGUGGCCAUAAUUAUAGAUGGAUCCCAUGGGGCCACAGACUUCAACCACCCCGAGAUGUGGCCAUUUUGCAAGAAAGGGCAAAUAAAUUGGUGAAAUACCUGUUGGUUAUACCAAAGAUCCCCAUCAAGCGCUCAGACAUGCUGAAACAUGUCAUCCAAGAAUAUAAUGACUAUUUCCUAGAGAUCAUUUAACAAGCAAGCUACGCUCUGGAAAAGAUUAAAGGGCUGAUGUUUUGAGUCAAUCUGAAGGAAAUUGGUAAGCAAAGUAGCUUCUUGUAUAUUCUCAUCAGCACUCAGGAAUCCUCUGCAGGCAUACUUGGAACAUAAGACCAAGGACUCCCCAAACUAAGUCUUAUCAUGGUGAUUCUGAAUGUCAUUUUUAUGAAUGGCAACAAGGCUAGUGAGGCUGUCAUCUGGGAGGUGCUGUGCAAGUUGGGGCCCUGGCUUGGACCUGGGGUGAGGCACUUGCUCUUUGGGGAAGUGAGGAAACUCAUCACAGACGAGUUUGUGAAGCAGAAGUACCUGGAAUACAAGAGGGUUCCCAACAGCAGACCACGUGAAUAUGAGUUCUCCUGGGGCUUGUGCUCCUACCAUGAGACUAGCAAGAUGAAAGUUCUCAAGUUUGCCCGCAAGGUACAGAAGAAAGACCCCAAGGACUGAGCUGCUCAAUAUCGGGAGGCAGUAGAGAUGGAAGUCCAGGCCGCAGCUGUGACUGUGGCUGAGGCAGAGGCUGAGGCCAGGGUUUAUUUUCCAUGUUUACAGACACCACUAAACAGUUGCAGCAGUCCUCCUUCCCAUGGAGCCAAGGUACACCCUUGGAAUCUUUGUCCACCCAGCAGUCUAAGCAGAUACUACCAAUCCACUGAGGUUGACAUGUUAUGAAAAAUCUGGUUGCCAAUCCUGCUUUAUUGUUUGCUUUCCAUGUGCUAUCAUAUUUUAGCAUCAGAGUUACAUUAAAUUUGUAAAAUGAAUUGAAGGUGUUUUUUUUUUUGUUUUCUUUUAUUAUGCUUAGGUUGUUGUUAGUGAUAUUUUAGGUUCAUAGAAGAGCUAAAGAUCAGCAUAGCUCUUUGGGUAAGGUGGAGUCCAUCUUUAGGCUAAAAGGAAAGUAUGAUUUCAGUGGGGUAGAGACCUGGGGAAAGCAUGGCAGGCAAGGGGAUAAUAGCU
Messenger RNA from Molossus molossus (Pallas's mastiff bat), 2391 nucleotides. RefSeq names its product trophinin (gene TRO). NCBI's taxonomy places the organism in Eukaryota, Metazoa, Chordata, Mammalia, Chiroptera, Molossidae. Gene Ontology annotation, cellular component: nucleus. The record is from RefSeq and is a predicted model, not a curated record. Gene Ontology annotation, biological process: negative regulation of transcription by RNA polymerase II.